UAGUUUAACUUUGAAUUCAGUCGAGUAAUUUUUCGUACUGCUGACAACCAUGAAGCUCUCGUUGACUCUUCUCGUGAUCUUUGGUUUCGUUGCUUUCAUUGGAGCUGCUCCAGUUGAAGACGAACCAGAAGCUCCCGAGCUAUCUGAAUCCGAUGCCCCAGUAAAAGAUGAUGCCCCAGAAGAAGAACAAGCCCAAGAUGAAGACGACAUCUCUGACGACGAUGACAGUAACGAAGAUGACGAUGAAGUGCCACUACGUGCGCAGAUGCUACCCUGCCAAAUUCAAAUGCUACUCACUCAUCAGCUGUCUAAGCAGAAAGUGCCAACGUGUACGAAGAGGUUAGACACCUCAAGAGCACUCUUAUAGUAACGGCUGAAAACGGAAACAAAAUUCACUGCGCGGAAAUUUCUCAUAAGAACUUUAGAUUUGAUUACAAUAAUUGAGUAAGAAGCYCUGUUUGAUAAUUAACUCUUACUUGUUUUCUACUCGCUUUUUACUCGUACUUGUAUUUACAACUCGUAAUUAGACUUGAAUUCGUGUUUGAACUUGUAACUCGUACUCGUAAUCAMAUUUGAAGCUCUUUUAUCCGGUAGUUAAUUAAGAUGUAUGUAAACAAGUGAAAASAAAUGAAAAAUAAAAGGUUCCAAACCUA
This is a messenger RNA of Exaiptasia diaphana, 653 nucleotides long. RefSeq lists its product as uncharacterized. NCBI's taxonomy places the organism in Eukaryota, Metazoa, Cnidaria, Anthozoa, Actiniaria, Aiptasiidae. The record is from RefSeq and is a predicted model, not a curated record.